AAGCCAACAUCAAACAUGCAGCGUUUCCAGCACCGAAACAAAUGUGUAGCAGCACAGUAUGUCGGCCCAGCCCUUGGAGUUGCAGAUCAAGCUUUGAAUGCCUGACCUUGGAGUCAUUACUUAGAUCGAUGGCUGCCUGGCCUCUUUCUUGACCUCCACAUCCUCUUACUCUCCUUGUUGCUUGUACAUUCUUGAUACCCUGGUUCGGUCCAUUCUUUGCGCGUGCGCACGUUACAAUCUUUAUUAAAUACUCAUUCUUUUACUAUAUUCACCGAAAAUCUCUAUCUCAACCAGAAAUCAUGUAUAUCGAUACUGCGUCGGCGAAUAGUCGGUCCUCGAGGCCUCAGAUUACUAUCGAGCCAUCGCCGUAUAAUGAUCGCUCGACACCACUCAUGGAGGCUUUUGUGGGACAAGAGGCUGGAACGGAGGAGAGGCCACCGCCUACUUACCUCGAAGCUACCACGCCUGGUCUUUACACAAGUCGACUGAGUGGCGAAGAAGGCGCGAGGUUGCUCUCCUUUGAUGGACGAGAAGCCCGAGAUGCGACUUACAAGGAGGAGCAGUACGGAAGACGGAGUCUUAGGUCGCAAUGCCUCAAGAAGACCUGGUUGAAGGUGGUCGGUACAGUGCUUGGUAUGAUGCUCGUGUCUGCUAUGUUGGCCCUGAUGGUUGCCGCUGUGUCAGUCCGCAGGGACAGACAGAACUCUUCCACUACCUCUCUAUCUUCAGCACAGUCCGCACAGGGUGACGCCGCCCACCCUGAAGGCUUCAUCGACGACGAUUCCGACAAGCCCAGUCUCAUUGCCGUCCCAUGGCCAUCACCAUCCGCCGCAGCGCAACCCACAGCACCGAAACAAUCCUUCCCCAUCCGAUGGCCAUCAAAGUGCGGAAAAGACUACAACGUCCGAACCGAACACCACGACUUCGGCCAAACAAGCGAGCUCAGCAUCCAAGAAGCCGUCCACCAACUCGACGGACCAUACAGGCGAGUAGCAGGCUGGAUUCAUGUCGCAACCGCCCCUCCCGAGCAAGCCCCCGGCACCAUCCAAGUAAAGACAUCCUACGCCGUAUCCGCCUCCGUCGACGUCAAUGCUGUCCGAUACGCCUCCACAGACAACAGCCUCACAAUCGGCGACCCUUCCUUCCCCGACGGCUUCGACGGCGUGCGCCCCGGAAAGGCCUGCCUGGGCAUGUCCGUAGUACUCUACAUGGCCCCCGGCGCCACCCUCUCAAAACUGCACAUCGCGACCACGCACAUGGGCAUGCAAAUCCACAGCGGCACAAACUUCACCGUCACAGACUCCACCUCCAUCUCCCUGACCACUGGCACCCUCGACGCCAUCGCAUUUUCCUCCCGUCAAACAUACCUCUCCACCAUCUCUGGUUCCAUCUCCGGCGCCUACGCCCUCUCCGACCUCCUUUCCGUCAGAACGAAGAGCGGCUCCGUGAACAUCGACAUCGAACCCCAGCCUGCCGCAGAAGGCUCCACGAACCCCGCUGUCUUCACCGUAGACUCGCUCUCGGGCAGCAUCCGAACGGAUUUCAAACGCAAACACAUCCCGGAGCGCGACUACCAAACCUACAUCAACACGACUGUCGGCUCCGUCGACGGAACAUUCAUUCACGGGUCGCGCACCGAAUUUAAUUCCGUCGCUGGCCUCGUCACCGCCGACCUCCUCCCGUUUAAGUCUGGGGACUACCAGUCCGAAAUCUACACGCACACCCACUCUGGUCAAACAUCCCUCACCUUACGCUCGCCGUAUAGGCAGAAGGGGGUAGCGAUGUCCGGACUGGUGAGUACGCAUAAGAGCACGAGUGGUGGUUUGGAUGUUACGUACCCUCAGGAAUGGACGGGCAGUGUAGAUGGCACGUCAUUGAGUGGGGCGUUGCACUUGCAGGGGAAGGAGUUGGAGUUGUUGGGCGAGAACGAUGAGCCGGGGAAGAAUCAUGUGGAGGCGAAGAAGGGGGAUGGCAAGAGUAGUUUGAGCUUCGAUACCGUGUCUGGGGGUUGCGAGAUCAAAGUUGGGAAACUGUAGAUGUGAUAUACCUUUUGAUUUUGGUGUUGAGGGUUAGACGGUACUCCUCGUAAAUGGAAGACAUCACGAUUCAUUCUACUUUGAUGCCCAACAUCCGUAUCUCUCAUGAACUCAAACACGCCGUCUCUUCAAUCACCCACGCGUUUUCAUCUAUACUAACUCAUUAUUUGGAUUUGCAACAGCUUAA
Messenger RNA from Alternaria rosae, 2223 nucleotides. RefSeq lists its product as uncharacterized. The record is from RefSeq and is a predicted model, not a curated record. NCBI's taxonomy places the organism in Eukaryota, Fungi, Ascomycota, Dothideomycetes, Pleosporales, Pleosporaceae. The transcript has 2 exons. Bases 300 to 2036 code for a protein of 578 amino acids.